AUGGGAGAAGAGGAAGCUUUGAUACUGCGUUCUGAAGUAACAAUGCAAAACCCUCCUUUUUGGCCCCGGGGUAAUUCUACUCGGGAACUGACAGAGACUAUGUGGAGGGGACCCACAAGAGUCAAUACGCAACAGGUGGUUUUUGAGUUAAAACACAAGGUGGUUUGUGCACUGAACAAGCUUGCUGAUCGAGAUACUUACCAAAUAGGCGUUGAGGAACUUGAGAAGAUGGCUGAGUGCUUAACCCCAGAAGGGAUUGCUCCAUUUCUGUCUUGUAUUUUGGAUACAGAUUCAGAACAAAAGAGUGCAGUUCGAAAGGAAUGUAUUAGACUGGUUGGUACAUUAGUGAGAUAUCAUGAGGGGCUUGUUGGGCUGCAUCUUGGUAAGAUGGUUGCCAGCAUUGUUAAGCGACUAAAGGACCCAGACUCUGUUGUGAGAGAUGCAUGUGUGGAGACUGUUGGUGUUUUGGCUUCAAAAUUGAGUAAUGAUACAGGUGAGGGUGAUGGAGUCUUUGUUGUCUUAGUAAGGCCACUUUUCGAAGCUCUGGGUGAACAAAACAGGCAGGUGCAGUCGGGUUCAGCAUUGUGUUUAGCUAGGGUCAUUGACAAUAGUCAUGAUCCACCAGUUUCAAUUCUGCAGCGUAUGUUGAACCGAACAAUAAAGUUGUUAAAAAAUCCACAUUUCAUGGCGAAGCCAGCAAUUAUUGAAUUGAACAGAAGUAUUAUCCAGGCAGGGGGUGCUCCAACACAAAAAUUCUCUCUGCUGCAAUGGCUAGCAUUCAAGAAUCUCUCAAGAGUAAUGACUGGACAACACGCAAAGCUGCAUGCAUAG
Messenger RNA from Prunus armeniaca (apricot), 831 nucleotides. Lineage: Eukaryota; Viridiplantae; Streptophyta; Magnoliopsida; Rosales; Rosaceae. The record is from the annotation of a GenBank genome assembly.